GGCGGGGAACUGGCCGGGCGGAAGAAGUUGAGCCCGAGGUAUUUCCGGUUCCGGUGUCAGUUCGAGGCGCCGCCGCCGCAGCCGCCGGAGCCGCGAUGCCUAAAGGAGGGAGAAAGGGAGGCCACAAAGGCCGGGCAAGGCAGUACACGAGCCCCGAGGAGAUCGACGCACAGCUCCAGGCUGAAAAGCAGAAGGCCAGGGAAGAAGAGGAACAAGGAGAAGAAGGUGGAGAUGGGGCUGCAGGUGACCCCAAAAAGGAGAAAAAGUCCCUAGACUCAGAUGAGAGCGAGGAUGAAGAAGAUGAUUACCAGCAAAAGCGCAAAGGUGUAGAAGGGCUCAUCGACAUUGAGAACCCCAACCGGGUGGCACAGACAACCAAAAAGGUCACACAGCUGGACCUGGACGGGCCCAAGGAACUUUCAAGGAGAGAAAGAGAAGAAAUCGAGAAGCAGAAAGCAAAAGAGCGUUACAUGAAAAUGCAUUUAGCGGGGAAGACGGAGCAAGCCAAGGCCGACCUUGCCCGGCUGGCGAUCAUCCGGAAACAGCGGGAGGAGGCUGCCAGGAAGAAAGAAGAAGAGAGGAAAGCAAAAGAUGAUGCAGCUUUGUCAGGAAAACGAAUGCAGUCGCUCUCCCUGAACAAGUAGCACGGCCUGUGGGAGGAGAUAGCAGGGAACUGGGCCGUGCUGCCAGGACCCCUGCCGUGUCUCACCCACCCUGUGCCCCGGCGCCACUGCAGCAGCCCCUCGCGGCGGGGAGCCCCCCACGGCUCCUCUUCAUCUUGGCACAGAAAUCGUUUGGGGGGAUGGUGGGUGGGGGGAGGGGGCAGCUGCUAUCUUUGAGACGGAAAGAUGCAGGACAGCAUUUCAUAUGUAACCAUUUGAAUGUUUUGGCUGUUUUUAGAAUUCAGAACCCUUGUUGGGGGGUGCCUGGGAGGUGGGGUAAGAAGAGCUUCCAUUUGUCUGGUAGAUUGCGGGGCAGGGGGCGGUUGAGCCGCAGUAGCUGCUGACAAGUUUGUGACGGACGGCCCCCUGUCUGUGUUGCCUGGGCGCCCGAUCAGGGGGCCUGUCGCCUGGGAGCCAGGCCCCUGGGUCUCUGAGGGUCAUGGCUCAUCCCCGGCCAGUCCCCUCUGACUGAGGCUUCCCCCCUGACCUUCCCACCCUACUCCCUACCCCCGACUCUGGCCAGGCCCCGGGCCCAUUCUUAACCCUGCCCAUGGAUCAUUUCAAGAAACCUGUUUACUGUGUAGCACCCAGGCAAAACAUGCUCCACAAGUCCAACUUGUAUAUUUGGCAAAUUAAACUUGACAUUAUCGUAA
Molecule: messenger RNA, 1315 nt
Organism: Eubalaena glacialis (North Atlantic right whale)
Lineage: Eukaryota; Metazoa; Chordata; Mammalia; Artiodactyla; Balaenidae
Gene: PDAP1
Product: PDGFA associated protein 1
Exons: 6
Coding region: 96-644 (182 amino acids)
Cellular component (GO): cytosol
Molecular function (GO): RNA binding
Source: RefSeq, a predicted model, not a curated record